Ipomoea triloba (trilobed morning glory) is the source of this 2085-nucleotide messenger RNA. RefSeq names its product pescadillo homolog. The record is from RefSeq and is a predicted model, not a curated record. Bases 110 to 1936 code for a protein of 608 amino acids. Gene Ontology annotation, cellular component: PeBoW complex; nucleolus. Lineage: Eukaryota; Viridiplantae; Streptophyta; Magnoliopsida; Solanales; Convolvulaceae. Gene Ontology annotation, biological process: maturation of LSU-rRNA from tricistronic rRNA transcript (SSU-rRNA, 5.8S rRNA, LSU-rRNA); ribosome biogenesis. The transcript is spliced from 13 exons. Gene Ontology annotation, molecular function: RNA binding.
UUUACACUUUCAUUAUCACUUGCGGCUCGAGCCGACAGAAAAACGGAAGCUUCAUUUGCCUCAAGUACUCCCGUGUCCCGUCGUUCCUUCACAGCUCGAAUCUGCAGCCAUGCCUAAGCACUACAGGCCUGCGGGCAAGAAAAAGGAAGGAAACGCUUCCAGAUACAUAACUAGGUCAAAAGCUCUUAAGGAACUCCAAGUCAGCAUAUCACUAUUCAGGAAGCUAUGCAUCCUCAAAGGUAUAUUUCCAAGGGACCCAAAGAAGAAGGUGAAAGGAAAUCAUCAGACCUAUUAUCACACAAAAGAUAUUAAGUUCCUUAAAUAUGAGCCAUUGCUUGAGAAGUUCAGAGAUAUACGGGCUUAUGAUAGAAAAGUUAAGAAAGCUUUGACAAAAAAGAACAAGGAUCUUGCUGACCGUCUAUUGAAUAGCAAGCCUGGCUAUAAGUUAGAUUUGCUUAUUCGAGAGAGGUACCCUACAUUCAUUGAUGCGUUGAGGGAUUUGGAUGAUUGUCUGAGUAUGGUUCAUCUUUUUGCUGCAUUGCCUGCUGUAGAAAGGGAAAAUAUUCCAGUAAGCCGCAUUCAUAACUGUCGAAGGUUAAGUCAUGAGUGGCAAGCUUAUGUUUGUCGCACCCACAAACUGCGAAAAACAUUUAUAUCUGUAAAAGGAAUAUAUUAUCAGGCUGAGAUUGAGGGCCAAAAAAUCACAUGGGUAACUCCACAUGCACUGCAGCAAGUACUGCCUGCUGAUGUUGAUUAUAAGAUCAUGCUGACCUUCUUGGAAUUUUAUGAGACACUCCUUGCCUUUGUCAAUUUCAAGCUUUAUCAUUCAAUAAAUGUGAAAUAUCCUCCCAUCCUUGAUCCGCGGUUGGAAGCUUUAGCAGCUGAUCUUUAUGCAUUGUCAAGGUUCUUUGAAUUGAGCACAAGCACCUCCAUUAUGGAGUCCAAAGCCAUUGAUCUGCCCGAGUCUGGUCAGACUGAGGAUCAGCAAGACAAAAGAGCACAUGAUGAGUCUGAUUUGAGACUUGCACAGCUUCAACACCAACUUCCUUCAAAUGAGCCUGGUGCUUUAAUGCACCUUGUUGAAGAGGCUGCUAGCAUUGAUGAAGAUGAUGCAGAAACAAGGGAAUGCAAGACCCUUUUGAAGGGAAUGAGAUUCUUCUUAAGUCGUGAGGUUCCUAGAGAGUCUCUGCUUUUUCUCAUUCCUGCUUUUGGUGGUGUUGUAUCGUGGGAGGGUGAAGGAGCCCCAUUCAAGGAAUCUGAUCAGAGCAUUACUCAUCAGAUUGUUGAUAGGCCGACACAGGGGCACAGAUUUCUUUCUCGGGAAUAUGUUCAACCACAGUGGGUUUUUGAUUGUAUAAAUGCACGCAUCAUAUUGCCAACUGAGAAUUACUUUGUGGGAAGGGUUCCUCCUCCGCACUUGUCACCUUUUGUUGACAAUGAAGCGGAAGGCUAUGUCCCUGAAUAUGCUGAGACCAUCAAGCGGCUACAAGCUGCUGCAAGAAAAGAAGUCCUCCCAAUGCCAGGUGUUGGCAUAGAGGAUUUGGAUGAUCCUCAGAAUCUACUAGCGGAAGGUAUUAGUGACCGUGCAGAAGCUAUUGCAGCUGCUCAGAAAAAGCAAAAGAUGUCUGCUUUAGAGAAGCAGUAUCAUGAAGAAUUGAAAAGGGAGUUUCAAGGUGCUGAAUACUCGACAAUUUCCAAUGAGAGGGAGAGGGAGAAGGACGCUCCCGAGGACAACAAUGCUAAUACUGAAUCAGUUCCCAAUGAGCAACAAAUUGCCAAGGAUGCUGACAACAUGUCUAAAAUGGUGAUGUCUCGCAAAAGGAGAAACAUCUUGGAGGCUGCAGAGAUUGGCAGGAAACGGAAAAAGGAUAAGGUUGCUCGGUUGGAGGAAAGGAGGAGAACUUUAAAGAACUCCAAGAAAUCUGAAACCAGUUAGGUUAGGUGCCUUCUGUAUUGUUUUCUGAUCUGUUCUAUAUGCCUUGACUGGCAGAAGUUUUGCAAUGUUUUGCCUUAGUAAGUUUAAACAACAUAUACUCAUAUUGUCAAUUACAAAGAGUUUCAUUACUAAAAUAUUGGUUCCCAGUU